Molecule: messenger RNA, 375 nt
Organism: Protopolystoma xenopodis
Lineage: Eukaryota; Metazoa; Platyhelminthes; Monogenea; Polystomatidea; Polystomatidae
Source: the annotation of a GenBank genome assembly
CAGUUUGCCGAUGUCACAACCUAUGCAAAAUUGGGUCCGGAGACGGCUGAGUGCCAAUCCAGGCGGUCGCAACCACAUGGACAUGUGAAACUGCAAAUUUCCUGGUCAUGCUAUGAAAACCGUCUCCCCAAGAGUAGCACCACUACGUUGUCGCUGACACGACUAGAGCUGGCUCUAGUUCACUCGCGCGAUUUCCCCUCUUCUCGUGGUACCACGUUAAAGGUUAAUGCUAUCUGUAUUAUUAGGCCGCGGCUGCCUCUGCUGCUGCCAAGAGAAAAACAACGCUGGAGCCUUUACCCCCGUCAAAGUGGUGAGGCUAGGACAGAUAAAGUCAGGAUUAGCAGACUCAACGGAGCGGCCAAGGAGGCCGAUUAA